UCUGUCCAUUUUGGCUGUUUUGCCCGGGGAGAACCACACAGCAUGUGACUGACGCCUUUCAUUUCAUAGAACGCGUUCAAGGUUCAUCUCCAUGACCGGCUGAAACUCAGAUUGCAAGGAUGAGCCUCCUUCCCUAUCCACUUCAGCCGUGGGAGUGUGCAGACAACCCCGUUCGCCAUGAGCUGUGACCCCGGUGGCUUUCCCUGGCAGCCGCACAUCCCCACUCUGGGCCUGCCAGCUCAGCAGUUGCUUCUCCUCCCUUUCCAAUGCUUCUAAUCCUUAUGGAGCCACAGCAGUAACCAUGGCAACACGGGUUGAGGUUGGCUCCAUAACAUCCCUGACAGCGGUGCCAGGCCUUGGUGACAUCAGCAAAGAGACCUUAAAGCGGACCUUCUUCUGCCAAGCAGGUGACACCUCUGGGGCUCCCCCAACCCAGAUCCUAGAAGGACAAAGCCCCCUGCGGAGCCCUGCCCACCUGUUUCCUCUGCCAAGACUGGCCCCUAAGCCCUUCUCCAGGGAGCAGGCCUCCGACUUCAAGUCCCACGUAGUAUCUUUGCGGCCUGGUCCCCCCAGGCCAUCUCCCACUGGUGUCUCUGUGGAGGUGGCAGCCAAGAAUCCAAACCCAAGCAUGCCCAGUUUGGCAGGGCAAGACGUGGAUGGUGGGGACAGCCCCAGGAAAAGCGCAUUGGUGACCAACAAGGCCAUGUUUCUGCGUCCCAGCCCAAGCACUAGCCUCAGCACCAUGAUUCUCUUUGAAACCACCAAAGCUGGUCCCCCUCCGGGGAAAGGGCUCAGUCAGGGGGCUGGAGAGGCUGGCACGGGAGUGUCCCAGAAGGCCCUCUCCAGUGCCCGGCCAGAGGUGGCUGCCAAGCCUGCCGUGCCUGCCCACAAGCCCAUGGGAACCCUUCCCCGACCAGCCUCCCUGCCGCAGGACACACGGGCAGCCCCAUGCCAAGUGGAAGCAGUUCCAGAGCAGCCUCUCUUGAAGGCCAGCAGUGUGGAGGACACUAUAGCUCCUGCACCAGAGCCCAGGCCUCGCCCAAAGAGGAGGCCCGUGUCUGCCAUCUUCACAGAGUGUGCUCCACCUUUGAAGCCAGGCCCAGGAGGGACAGCUGGGGUGGGCAAGGUGCCCCCGACUCCUCCUGAGAAGACAUGGGUGAGGAAGCCCCGACCUUUGUCCAUGGACCUCACGGCCCGGUUUGAGAACAAGGAGGCCUUGCUAAAGAAGGUGAUUGAUGAGGGAAAAGGAGCGGUGUGCCGUAGGCCAGAGAGAGCCAACCUGGAGGCCAGAGGGGACGGGGACUGUUCUGUCCAAGCAAGGACCUCACACCAUGACCCAGACUUCCUGGAGGGCAUCAAGAAAGUCCGUGAACAGAAGGAGAAGCUGAUUUUUAAACAGAUAGAGAUGGGUGGCCCCAGGACCCAGGGCUGCUCAGCCAAGGUUCCCCCUGCAGGUGAUCAGAGCCCGAAGGAAGAGAAGGCCAGGCUGGACCAGGAGCCAGAGAAGGCGCCCGAGUCCCCUUCACCCGGGUCAGGAAGAGGGCUGGAACGUGCUGGGUCCAAGAACAGAGGGGCCAAUGGGGAGUCCCCGGUGGGGACGGAGUGGACCUCCAGGGGCAGUGUCAAGAAGCGCCUCAGCCUGUUUCAGGAAGAGAUUACGUCCCCCUCAGCAGGAGGAUCUGAGCCUCCCUCAGCCACCUUGGAGCCUCCAUUGACAAUGCCAGAGACUGAAAAAGUGGGAAUGAGUGUCCAGGAGCGGAUCAAAGGCUGGGCCACUGAGAGCUUGGAGGUAAAGCCCGAGAUCAGGAGGAGGACGCUCCAGGCACGGCCUCUAUCAGCGGAUUUGACCAAAGUGUUUUCAAGUUCGGCUCCAAGCAAUGAGUUCAGGUAUGAGAAGUACGCUGUGCUGGGCGGCCAGUGUCCUAAGGAGCCAAGUGAGAAGCCAAAGGCAGGACACAGUUUGGACCGAGCACCUGCCCCCAGUGGCCCUUGGAAGCCUGGAGUGCCCCAAAAGCCAUGCAGACAGGCGGAACACAAAGAUAGCACUAAACAGGACUCUGGCAGCUAUCUGGGUGACAGUUCAGGGCGGGCUCCUGGCCCCUCUGAAGUCACUCCAGAAGAUGAUGGAAACUUCCAGAUGGUGUGGGCCACAGUGUUUGAGCAUCACGUGGAGAGACACACGGUGGCAGACCAGUCAGGACGUGGUCUCGCAGACAGAACCUCUCAUGAUAGCCAUGUCUCUGAGCCCACACCCAGGUCUGAAAAAGGCCCUUGGAUGGGGAAAGACCCACCAGAAGUGACAAACCCCAGGAGGAAGAGUUCCAGAUGGCCUGAAAGUCCUGAGCCGGGAAAGCUGGAAAGAGCUGCCGCGUUGGAUGAUGAGCCGAGACAAUACGGCACGCCCAACCCAGAUAAAUACCCUGCAGGUGACACAAACCGAGAUAACCCCUUCCUUAAGCCCACUGAAAAUCCUCUCACAUCGCAGAGGAUUGAGCCCAGAUUUGAUGUUGUGCACACCGUGGGGGAACGUGCACACAGUGAGGCUGUCCCCACCUUGCUGGGGGAACAGGCUGUGACGCUCCGCAGGUCCCAGUUCUCACUGAAGGGGAGGCAGCUGUCACAGGAGGUCAGCCUUGCCAGCCCGGAGCACCCUCUGGAAGGUCAGGCAGGGUCUGUCCAGAGGGCCAGUCUGAUUUGGGAAGCUCGAGGGCAGGAGGCCACUGGGCCAAAACUUGACCCCCGUGAGCCAAAGGACACAUUUGGGGAUAGUUGCUCACCGCCCACAAGGACAGACGGGUCAGUGGUGAACUGGCAUCAAGCUCCUGUGGUGGCCAGCACAGAGCCCUGCACUCCAGAGGACACUUUUUUGAGGGCUGUCAAGGUUCCCAUCUGGGAAGGCCAGCACCAGGGGCCUGGGGUCAGAAAAGAGCCAAGAGGCCCCAUUUCUGCAGCAGCGAGAGGCCUACCCGGAGGGUGUGCUCAGGACCCUCCUGCCGCCAGGGCCAAGUCUGAGCUCUCUGGCUCCCAGCUUCAGGCACACCCAGAGGCAUUUCUUGUGCAGAAAGGACCUCUUGGGACUGCCAGCAAGGGGGCUGCAAGGUUGGAGCCCGAGGCCAGAGCGCCGAAAGCCAGCCCCACAGACCCAAGGAUGGAUAGAUGGAGGCGGCGGACUUUACCCCAUGAUGCAAAACUUGAGGCAUUCAGCCUCCUCCUUCCAGAGAACUCUUCAAAAGUAGAUCAGAGACAGACAGAUUCCUUGAGCCCCACAGCCAGUGCCUUAAGAAAACUUCAACUGUCUCACAGUCAGGGUCAUGUGGGAACACAAGAUGUGGCCCCAGGUGCUCCACAGGGCUGGACCUCCCCGGGCACAAAACCAGGACCAUCUGUGGAACCCAAGGCAAUGUUUUUUGCAGUCACUUAUCAGAUUCCUGAUAUUCAAAAGGCAAAGAGUAUUGUUAAGUCAGGGCCUGAGAAUUCAGUGGAACAUCCUCAAAAAAUAGCUCCGACUCCAUCACCUCAGCCUUUUGUCACUGCUGUGUUGUCUCCUAGUCAGGAAGAGCCAGGGACUUCUGCAGGCAAUAAAGCCUGGGCUCCAGGAAGAGACUGGGAGCCAGCCAUGGACACUUCAACAAAUCUGAAGUCAUUAGACCGUCUGUCCUCUGUGGGAAACCGGCGUCUGGACCCUUCUGGCAAAGGAACUGUCACUAUGGAUGCCGUGAGGACUCAGCAGGCAGAAGGCAUGAGUGUUCAGAAUGACCGGAAGGACAGUGGCAGCAGGAUGUCCCCCAGCAGUGCUCCCCAAACUCCCCCGAAUCUGAGAAGUCACCAGAGACCCAGCAGUCUGCUGAUCAGAAGGAGGACAGUGGUGGACAGUGAGACAUUCCCGGGCAAAAUGAAAGGUGGUUAUAGGGCCAAUGUUCUUGACAUCGAUGCCCUGAUGGCUGAGUACAAAGAGCAGUCCACCAAAGUCCGUGGGGAGGCCUGGGCACGCAGAGACAGCCCCACGAUGGAGCUCAGUGGCUCGCCUCGGGAGACACCAGGCUGGCUCAGUAGGGUGGACAGAGAAAGGAGGAGCCCCAAGGAGACUCCCAGUGGGGAGGCUUCUCAGAAACAGGCUAUCAGCCCGAAUCUAAGCCACGGUACCAUAACUCCUGGCUCAGGCAAGCAGCCGGCAGAGACCCUGGGGGGUCCUGGAUCCCCCAAGUCCAGCUGUCCCUUGUGGGCUCUGCCACAUGCGGUUCCUGCUGAUAGUUACUCCGUGGUGUCUUCCAUCCCCGCUGGACCCAGGAAGAAAGUUACAGGAGUCUCAGAAAAUGAGAACAAGGCCUUUGAUAGCAACCGCCAUGACACAAAGUUUCAGAAUUACCUGGUAGAGGCAAAGCCCUCUGUGGGGGAAGACCCAGGCAGUGGGGAGAGACUGACCCCCAAAUCUCCUGCUGACAAGAAUAAAGGGGCCCUGAGAAAAUUCACCUGGCAAGGAGAGGACAGUGUGGCCCAGCGGGGUGACCCCCACCCUGAGUGCAGAAGAUCAGUGCUGGACAUCAAGAGAGCCUCUUCAGAGAAAGGCCUCCCUGCCAGAGUCCGAGAGGGUCAGAGCGUCAUGCAGGAAGCCAGACAGAGGAGACGUGAGCAGCCGAGAGUGAGGACCAGCCUCCCUGGGGAGACUCUGGAGGCCGGAGUGGGACCCAACUGGUGGGCGCCGAGGGCUCGAGACAGCCACAGGGACCAGCUGAAGCAGUGCUUCUCCAGGCGACCAGCUGAGCCCAAGGACACCGACACCCUCGUGCACGAAGCUGACGGCCAGUAUGGGACGUGGGCAGAGCAGCGCCAGAGCGCGGACAGCCUGGCCCCUGAGUCUUCAUCUCCCGACAGCAGCACCACAUCCAUGCGGAAACAGCCCCCUGGAAGCCGCCUGUCAUCCCUGUCCUCCCAGACGGAGCCCACCUCAGCGGGAGACCAGCAGAGUGCCAGUGUAGACCACUCCAGCUCUGAGCUGGACUCUACAGAUGGGACAGAGACGCUGCCCCGACAGGACACCUGCCCUCCCCAAGGGUCAGAUGACUUCUCAUUCAUCCAUCAAACCUCAGUGCUGGACUCCAGUGCUCUCAAGAGCCGCGUGCAGCUCAGCAAGAGGAGCCGCCGCAGGGGGCCUAUCUCCCACUCCCUGCGUCGGAGCCAGUUCAGCGAAUCAGAGAGCCGGUCUGCUUUGGAGGAGGAGGACAAUAGUACCUGGAUGUUCAAGGACUCAACAGAAGAGAAAUCGCCCAGGAGGGAAGAGUCGGAUGAGGAGGAGACGCCGUCCAGGACUGAGAAGACGCCGAUUGGCCAGCCUCAGAGAGUGCCUGUGUUUCCAGGCAUGGAUCCAGCGGUCCUGAAGGCUCAGCUGCACAAGAGGCCAGAGGUGGACAGUCCUGGUGAGACCCCCAGCCGAGGCCCCCAGCCCAAGACACCCAAGUCCGUGUUCCAGCCAGGGGCACUGGGCAGCCGAGUGCUUCCCUCUAGCAUGGAGGACAGAAGGUCAGAAGAGCCUUCUCCCCAGUGGCUAAAGGAACUGAAAUCCAAGAAGAGGCAAAGCCUGUAUGAGAACCAAGCCUGACAGGCAGGGGACAGCACCACAUCUAAUCAACAGAAGCCUUAACUGUCAGACUGUCGUGAGCCACAGAGAGGCCGAGCUGCUGCCCCCCGCCUGCACUGUGCUCACGUGCCUGGGCCUUGCUCCAGAGCUCAGAUCCCACACGAAGGCCUCCCGUCCUCGAGGACCUGCUCAGCUCCAAGACAGCACUUCCGGCUGGGAAAGAAGCCAGGCUGCCCAGAAAUGCCCCUGCCAGGGUUUUGCUUUUACAUUAGAGUUUGCAUUUCCAUCCUCUUUCGACACCUUCUGCAUCUCAAGGAACAUCAGUGCAAGGCUGAGAAGGUUCUGAAAAACAUCUGAAUUGGGAGAUCAACUCUUGGCUGAGUCUUUCUCCAAGAAAGGACAUUUCCAAGAAAGUUCAAACCAUUUACUUGCUACUGUCCUCUUGUUCCAAGGCAUUGCCAUGGGGUUGGGAGUUUUGAUUGCUUUGACAGAUUCCUUUCUUUUCAUGAGGAAUCAGCAUUUCCAAUUAUUAAACAUACUCUCCCCUAUUCUUUUAAGUGUAUUUCUCCUUCUAGUUGGGCCAUGUGCAUAGAUAACCUCCUUUUUGUUUGUUUUAGAAGGUGAUUAAGCAAUAACAUAGCCAAUUUUCUUUGAAACUUGACAUGUAUAUAUGUUUUUACAUUAAAGGGCAGGAGGACAGGUGUGUGGAUAGUAUGUUGUGACGUAUCCAACCUCAGGUUAUCUUCUCUCUAUCCAAGCUUUUUACAAUGUGUUACUGUCACCCUAUAUAUAUUCUUCCUCUUUCUUUCUCAGUUGAGCCCUGAUUUCCAUGGGGUGGCCCUUGUCCCUUGGCUUCAAGGGGUCAUGAGGGCAGCUCAAAUGGCAGUAUCUUUGUCAAACACCAGACCUGCCUCAAGCAUCUUCUCCAGUUCUUUUGAACAAAGCCCAGCUUGCUGGAACAGAGGAGUCUUUUGAAGUCAGCCUUGAAACAAAUGCUUAAAGGGUGCUUUUUGGGUUUCUGUUUUCUCUCACCUUGACCCCACCCCCACCCCCGCUCUACCUGACUGCAUGCAUUUCUGUUGUUCAAGUGCUGGAGAUGCUGGCAUUACUCCAAACCCUUCUCCAGAGGGGAACUCUAGGCCAAGGACUUCCCGGGAGUGCUGGCUGUGUGGUGACAAAAUGCAAGACUCACCCUGCCUCUUUCUUUUUCUAUAAGCUAAUUCCUGAGAAUCUCCAGACCUUUGGGGAUUCCAGACACCGUCUUCUCUGUCCUUCUAUUUUGGAAAUCCUCAACCCCAUCCCCAUCUACUUCCAAAGCAUCAGGCACCAGGAAACAUCCCAGAUGUGCCUGGCUGGCUGCCUGCAAUGCUGGAGUUGCCAUAAAUCUUGUGCCAACCUUGCCAGAGAGUCCCCCAAUGGUGAGACAGAUGGACAGUUCACAGGGCAGCCCAUGAUUGCAGAGGGGCUUGGGACUAAAUGUCCUGGUAGAUCCAUACACAGCACUAACUAGAUAGCAAAGUAGACUCCUGAGAGGUGGAACGUCUUUCUUGUUAAAUCCAUUAUUUGCAAAUAGUGUCAAAAUUUUCCUCUCUUCUCUCCAGCCACAUUUCCAAGAGUCUUCACGUACCUCCCAUCUUAUCUUCCUUUCUAAUCUGCUUGUACUGACUCUUUUCUGUCUUACUUGUGGGACUGGUGUUGAUUGCUCCAGGUUCACACGGAUGCCUGUGCACAGCUUAGAGGUGCGGUUCAGCACCAUGGACAGCAACACCAGGCCUCACUGACCACCCUGAGUGGCCUGGCUGGGCUUUGCCUACUGGUGGGCCAUUGCUGGACCUGUGUCUGUGUGGGAACUUGGCCCUGCUCAGUGCGUUUGUAUUCUCAUCCCUGAAGUAUAGUAGUUCAUUUGUUCUCUAUAGCUAUUUGGAGAUUAAUCCUUCCAGAACUACUUUGGUUGCCUUUUUUUUGAAGAUCCAUUUCAUGUUUUGCAACAAUCUUGAUGUGAUGACUAAGUGAAAAGAAAAAAAAAAAAAAAGUCUCCCUUGGAACACUUCCCUAGUGUUCUGACCCUGACUUCAUCACUUGGUUCUUGUCUCUGCCACUGGAAAGGGUCCUUUGGUACCUGUGUGGAUGUGUAACAGCAUGCAGAAUGCUUAAUUCUUUUCUUUCUUUUCUUUUCUUUUCUUUUUUUUUUUUAGAAGGCUUAAUUCUAAAUGAGCUAGAUCUGAGCCCAAGUUAAACUGACAGGAGAAACCCACUCCCAAAUGAGGUUGGCCUGGGCAUCUUUUGCCUGACCUCACACCUUGACUGGCAAUAUAUCUAUUUAAUUCCACCUUGACGUAGAUAUACCCACUGACUCAACCCUAGCCGCAGCAAGCCCUGAAGAUCCUCAUCUCAUUUCCAGCAGCAUAGAGCUGGCAUUCCGCGACCCUCCAAGUGCAGGUUCCUUAUGACCUUGGAGUCCUGUUUUGAUCUGUGCAGUGCAGGGAGAAGUGACCAUGAUGCUUGAGUCUUGGCGGGAAGCUGGACCACUGCAUUGUGCAUGGACCCUUUUUUAAACGAGGUGAGCUCUUUGGAGCUUAGCAAUGGGUUUUCUACUAGCUUCUGAAGUCUCCCUGAAGUCUCCUCUGGAAAUCUGUCUUUUUGAACUAACUUUAUAUGCCUUAGUCACCUGUGUGUUGUCAGGUCACCUGCCCCCCCCCCGAGAUUCUCAAGUGAGUCUUACAUACAAUGCAGAUUCCUUGGUAGGUACCACCUCCUCCUCCCCCUGUGCCCAUCAGCACUUUGACAGCUGGCCUUCUGCUAAGUCUGUAUCUCUGUCCCCUCCAGUUGAUCUUCACCUUCAUGGUCCCUUGCCUAAUGAUACAUGGUGAAGCCUCAAAAAUUAAUGUUGUAGAGAAUUACUCAUCACCACCAGAGAAAUGCUACAGGAAGUGAGACCUCACUGAAUUGGGGACCUUGGGGACUUGGGGUAAAAUUGACCCGACCAGCUCUGGUUGUCUGGGAUUAGGGAAAGGACAAUUGGACAGCAGCAUCCUACAGGCCAUACAACUCCAGACAAGUUUGUCUCCCUCCACCCCCAACCCACCCCCAGAAGUGAGGAGGUUGACUUUAAGAAAGUGCUAACAAACAAGAAUAGAAAUAGGCAUCGAGGGGCCAGGGAUUUAUCUCAGUGAUGCAGUGCCUGCCUGGCAAACAUGAGGUCCUGAGGCUUAGAGGCUGAGAAAGGAUUUGGGGAAAUCCUGAGCUUGAUUUUCCUAAAGAAAACUGCAGCUGCUUCCAUCUGGAGUUGACAAACCCCUUGUCAAUCUGCAGCUUUACAGUGUGCGUCUCACGCCAUGCACCCAGAUUGGUCCCUGGAGUGAGGCAUGACUGCAGCCCCCAAUGGGAUAGUUUAAGCCAAGGUGGUCUUUAAAGCGACAGAGAGGUUUUGGAGCCUGGGAAACCAGAGGCCAAGGUCCCAUAGCACCAUGGUCCCAUGGCGUGAAGGAGUGUGGGGGUGGAGAAAGCCACCCAGGCAGAACCCAGUCUACAUCUCAGAAAGGAUCACCUUGGGCUGAGUCCCAUACUGAGUAGGGGUACCGGCUGUGUGCCGAGAAGGUGCCAGGAGCCACCCCUGUGGUACUUUUGGAAGCCAAGGCUGUGGUUGCCUAAGUCCAUGCCAGCAGGAUAAAACCCUGGGUCAUCAGCAGUCCAGGUCCCUUUGGUCCCCAUGACUCUCUGGAUUUUCUUUCUUUCAUCUGGUUGGUUCCUGCAGGACAAGGGGCAGAAAGCCAGCUCUCAGGUCUGGAAAGCCACACUAAAAUUUCUGGCAAACAAAGCCUCAAAAUCCCCACCUCUCAGCCUGCCUUCUUUGCCCACCCCUACAACACCCUUAAAUAGUUGCCUCUCACCUGGGCCAUGACACUUCCUAAUGUGACUUGGACUAGCUGCUCUGUGACAAUCCCUGGUGGCAUCGCACCAGCUAAAAAUCAUGCCAUAAUCUAAAGAAAAUUUUGAGCCUUUAAAUGAUCCUGUUCCACAUUGCCUUAUAGAUCCUGUAACUAUGGGGCUCACAAAAUAACACAUUGCAGUGUGGAAGGUAUUUUGUACUGUUUUGUUUCCUAAGUCAACAGGUACCCUAGAAGUCACAUGCUCCCCAGAUGGUUAUGCUUUCCAUGUGUUUUGCAAGAUGGGCUGGGAACAUGGAACUACAGUACCUAGAAAUACAGUGUAUAUUUUCCCAACUGUUCUUCCAGGCCCAUCCUCAGAUACUUGAGUCAUUAUAGGACAAGAACUCGAGUUGUGGGGGGAACAGCUAAGCCUCCUCCCUGCGGUGUUCGUGCAGUUGCCUUAUGAAUUCACAAGCUCCAGGACUUCUGAACGGAAGGCAGAUGAGAGGCACUUUAUCGGAUCCUGGAAAGAAUCUAACGAUGUGACUGAGAGUUAUAAAAACCUAUAUUUUUAAUGUAAAAAUAAAAGAGGAGGGAGGGCCCCCUGGACCUCACAGAGUAUUGGGUGUCUACAAGUGCUUUUAUAUUUUGUAACUGUAAAGAGGUUUCUUAUGCACAGAAGAGCAGCUGGAAACUGGUCCACUGCAAUGAAACGAGAUGACCUUUGCAUGUACAGAGAUGUCGCAUUCAGACUCUGAAAACAGCAAAUAAAGCUUUGAUGCAAGUUGUGUUGGAGAA
Messenger RNA from Octodon degus (degu), 10242 nucleotides. RefSeq names its product KIAA1671 ortholog. The transcript has 12 exons. The coding region runs from base 302 to 5596 and encodes 1764 amino acids. The record is from RefSeq and is a predicted model, not a curated record. NCBI's taxonomy places the organism in Eukaryota, Metazoa, Chordata, Mammalia, Rodentia, Octodontidae.